Messenger RNA from Ostreococcus tauri, 783 nucleotides. Its product is annotated as Vacuolar protein sorting-associate protein Vta1/Callose synthase, N-terminal domain. NCBI's taxonomy places the organism in Eukaryota, Viridiplantae, Chlorophyta, Mamiellophyceae, Mamiellales, Bathycoccaceae. Gene Ontology annotation, cellular component: multivesicular body. Gene Ontology annotation, biological process: late endosome to vacuole transport via multivesicular body sorting pathway. The coding region runs from base 1 to 783 and encodes 260 amino acids. The record is from RefSeq and is a predicted model, not a curated record. The transcript has 2 exons.
AUGGCGGACCAGACGCGGGCGAUCGCGCCGAUACUGAAGCGAUCUGAUGAAAUAGCUGUAGCGAGACCGAAAAUUGCGUAUUACUGUCGACUGUACGCCGUGAUGAGCGGCAUGAAGAUUGAAAAGAGGAGUCCAGAGCUGAGCGAGACUUUGGACAAGGCGCUCGCGGAGCUGGAGCAGGCAAAAAAGACGCUUGGAAAGGAGUUGGACGAGACGAGGGAUGAGAUGGAGUGCGAAACGUUUGCAUUACAGAUUUUCGAUAAGGCCGAUCGCGCCGAUCGCGCCGGAUCUCGGGAGAUGAAUACAGCAAAGAUGUAUUACGCGGCGUCCAUCUUCUUCAACGUGUUGCGACAGUUUGACGCAGAUGGGGAGUUGGAGGGAGACAUAGCGCAGAAACAGAGGUACGCGGAAUGGAGAGCAGCAGAGAUCACAAAGGCGGCGCGAUCGGGGUCGACGGCACCGCCACCACCGGAGGACGAGGGAGAGGCGAGCGGCGCGGCGGCGAUGGCGCCGCCUGCGCCUCAAGAGAUGCCUCCGUCGCACUUUCCGUCACCACCGGGUGUGACGGCAAAGCCGCCACCACCGCCACCCGCGCCCUCGCCGGUUCGAGUUCCCGGGGGCGCGCCGCCGGGUGUGCGCCCGCCUCCCGUUGACAUUGGAAGUGUGGCGGAUGCGCAGAGAUACGCAAAGGAUGCGGUGAGCGCGUUGGGAUUCGAAGAUGUGCACACAGCAGUGGACGCUCUUACUCGCGCGCUCGAAAUUCUGAAACCGAUCGCGAAAUAA